UUGGUUGUCAAAAGCUUUGUUUACACGGCAGUGUGAUUGAGAACCGGGAAGAAAUAAUCGCCGAUUACGGUUUGUUUUCCUGGGAUUCCUUAAGUGAAACCGUGAUAAAAUGGCAGGGGAAGUGCUGGUGGAUGCACUUCCGUACAUCGAUCUGGGCUACGAUGAUCCGGGAGUGCGGGAAGCGGCAAUCGCCAUGGUGGAGGAGGAAUGUCGCCGAUACCGACCCACGAAGAACUACCUGGAACACCUCCCAGCGCUGAACACGGCCGCUUUUGAGACCGUUCUGAUGACGACGGAAUUCGAACGAAUCCAGAACCGGUUGCCAAUGGAACCGCUGAGCAUGAAACGGUACGAACUGCCCCCACCUCCGGCUGGCAAAAUGUCAGAGGUGUCAUCAUGGUGCGAAAGUGUGGACAACUCGAUGGCACAGCUGGAACAUCAAGCCGUCCGUGCGAUGAACCUCGAUCUGAUGAUGGAGUAUGGGUGUGAAAUGUGGAAAUCUUAUCUGGAGGUGUUGACUGCGAUGCAAGCUAAAGCUCAAGCUCGGUUGGAGGCUAUCAAGAAGGAAAUCCAAGACGUUAAUUGGAAGCGGAAAUCAAAGCAGACACAAGGUGGCGAAAAGCUGCGCUCCCUCGAAGCACAAUGGGUAAUGUUGGUGUCUAAGAAUUACGAAAUAGAACAAGCGUGCGCUAAGCUUGAGGAGAGAAUUUAUCAAAAGAAAAACCAAAUGUUAGCUCACGAUAAGAAAUAAGAAGAAUACAAUAAUACAUAUAAAACCACAA
Messenger RNA from Aedes aegypti (yellow fever mosquito), 782 nucleotides. RefSeq names its product pre-mRNA-splicing factor SPF27 (gene BCAS2). Gene Ontology annotation, biological process: mRNA processing. The transcript is spliced from 2 exons. Gene Ontology annotation, cellular component: precatalytic spliceosome; catalytic step 2 spliceosome; Prp19 complex. The record is from RefSeq and is a predicted model, not a curated record. The coding region runs from base 110 to 751 and encodes 213 amino acids. NCBI's taxonomy places the organism in Eukaryota, Metazoa, Arthropoda, Insecta, Diptera, Culicidae.